AUGUCGCAACCCAACCAUGUCGUUGGUAAGUUCUACCUAAACCAUGAUGAUCAACCUCAGCCUGCCCGGCUUGGACCUGAACCUAACCUCCAUCAAGAUCGCUCCGUCAAGAAGUGUCUCGAGAUCAUCAAACUCCAAAACAACGAGAUAGAUCGCCUUCUUGAGAAAUUCAACAGGUUGAACUUUCACACCAUGUCGCAGGACAUUCGAAUCGACCACCUGGAGAAGAACAUGCAAGCUCAGAUGCUAAAGAUGAUCAAGGCCUACCUUCACGAUGCCAACAAUGAGAAGGAGCUUCGCGAGCUCGGCGUUCUCCCGCCCCCGGACAGCGAUCCUGCCCUUGCCGUCCAGCAACCUAUCGUUCUCAGUGAGGAGAUCGUGAAGAUGGGUGACGAUGACACUCUUCAACUUACAACUAGCCCUACCCAAGUGCCCCAAUUCGUCCGUCUCUUGCAGAAGGUUGACCCGAGGGACCGCCAGACUUUGGUCGACCUCCAAAAGCACCUCGACAACACGGGAAAGCAGCCCCAUACCUCGGUCUUCCCCAUGUACAAGGUGGGUGGCCCUACUGAGGACACGGCCGGCACUUUCUUCCUCCACGUCGGCCAGGGCCUGUCCCGGCAGAUCGCCACCAUCAGCCGCUCGCAGCUCUUUGGCGAGGGCGAGGGCGAGGAACCCAAGGAAGACGUCACCCGCACCCUGGGCAUCUUCGAGCUCCACGUCCGACGCACGGCCGGCAUCAAGGCCAGGGGCGAAGCCUUCGCGAGACGUGUCCUCCCGCGCUACGUCAUCUACCUCGGAGAGAUGCACGAGGAGCACCACCUCUCCGACAGCCCCCGUGUCGACCCCCUCUCGAUGCACUACCACGUCGUCAUGGACGUCACCCGCCCGGACAAGCCGCUCUGGGUCAUCUGGAAGUACGAUGAGAAGCAGAAGGGCCUGAAGCAGAAGGGCCGCGACCGCGUCUCGUUUGUCCAGCCCGAGACCGAGAAGCCCGGUAUCCCACUGUACCAGGGCUGCCCGCCGGCCAAGGUCGACCUGCUCAAGCUGCUGGGCGGGGUCCGCGACUGGAACGUGCUCGCCAUGUUCGAGGACGGCAGCGGCCCGGGAGAGCUGAUGCAUGAGGUCCAGUUCUACUGCCAGCCGUGCUUCACGACCCCGAUACCGGACGAGAUGGACCGGUGCCUCAAGUGGUCUUGGCAUGCUGCGCCUGAGGGUGGUAACUGA
Messenger RNA from Thyridium curvatum, 1227 nucleotides. RefSeq lists its product as uncharacterized. The record is from RefSeq and is a predicted model, not a curated record. Lineage: Eukaryota; Fungi; Ascomycota; Sordariomycetes; Thyridiales; Thyridiaceae. Bases 1 to 1227 code for a protein of 408 amino acids. The transcript has 3 exons.